This is a messenger RNA of Nothoprocta perdicaria, 2286 nucleotides long. RefSeq names its product CDGSH iron sulfur domain 1 (gene CISD1). Gene Ontology annotation, cellular component: mitochondrial outer membrane; intracellular membrane-bounded organelle. The coding region runs from base 33 to 359 and encodes 108 amino acids. The record is from RefSeq and is a predicted model, not a curated record. Gene Ontology annotation, molecular function: 2 iron, 2 sulfur cluster binding. Gene Ontology annotation, biological process: regulation of autophagy. The transcript has 3 exons. NCBI's taxonomy places the organism in Eukaryota, Metazoa, Chordata, Aves, Tinamiformes, Tinamidae.
GCGCUGCCAGUGCCCUGCGAGGCGGCGGAGCGAUGGGGCUCGGGUCCAACUGCACCGUGCGGGUUGAAUGGGUUGCUGCAGUCUCCUUAGCUGCUGGAGCAGCUGCUGUUGGGUAUCUGGCUUACAGAAAAUUUCUUGCUAAAGACAAAUGCUGCAAAGCCAUGGUGAAUCUCCAUAUCCAGAAAGAUAACCCCAAGGUAGUCCAUGCAUUUGAUAUGGAAGAUCUCGGAGACAAGGCUGUGUACUGCCGUUGCUGGAGGUCUAAGAAGUUCCCCCUGUGUGACGGCUCUCACACAAAGCACAACGAUGAAACUGGUGACAAUGUUGGACCUCUGAUCAUCAAGAGGAAGGAGGCAUAGAGUGGGCAAUGGAAGCUACAAAAUGAAUGUCUGACAAAUCUUCUGCUCACUUGUAAUUCAGGAGGAGAAAACACAUUUUGUUGUGUCACUGAAGACUCCCCACUGUAGUGUAUACCUGAGGCUUCAGUAUGUGUAUUUUCUGGUGUCUUGUUUCAAUCACUACGAUGUAUAAUUUACUAAAUAGUCAUGGUUAAUUUUUUGUCCUGUGAAGUAUGUGUACCCUUUCAUUAAGUAUGAAACUAAAAUGACGGAUAGAAUGUACUUCAGCCAGUGUGCAGAAAAUAAUUUAUUAAAUUAUUUUCAAAUACCUGUGUACUACUUUGAGGCAAUUUGAGACAAUUCAGUAGCAAGUGUAUUCAGAAGGUAGCUCUUAAUAUUGAGAGAUUUAAGUCACAGAUGCAGAUAGACUCCUUUUGAAAAGGCAAUGGCAGGAAAAAAUCAUGAUGCCAGAAUGCAACUUAACUUGGGCUUACACUGCAUUUUCUGCAAGUUUCUGUCAGACUGCUGUUCUGUGUGACUCCUGUAAAAGGGGAAAAAAAGUUAACUAGGAGCAGAUAAGAAAAAGGMUUAUGGCAAGAUGGGGCUAAAGGGCAACUUUACCUUGAAUCUUAUAGCAAUGUUGAACCUUGACUUUACUACCUAGCAUAUGAUAUCAAGAAUGCAUUAGCCAAACUGUGGAACUGUAUUUAGAGUAGGAUUAGGAAGAUGGUGUCUGGGAAGAAAAUAAAAGUAUUUUCUUAAUAUGAAAGGGGAAUUAUACAAAGGAGUAGUGGGCAGCAGGUGGCAGGGUGGCUUCUGCUGCUAGAAACUGUUAGUUUCGUUUGCAGUCCCUGGCAGUGGAACCAUCUUGCCUGGAUGAUAAGACACUUCUUAGGGUGGCUAUGCUGUGUUAAUCCAAAAGUAAAACAAAACUAGGAGAACCCACCCAGCAUUACUGUCUGCUUCAUCUUUGCUCUGGCUGGUUCUGGAGGACCCUUCCCUCUGUGUAGGGAAGAGAUGCGCCUUUCUUAUUGAGUGGCCUUAGGCUCUAUGUGUCUUAAAUAGUUCCUGCCUCCCUGGGCUCACUGUUAAUGUAGAUCAGCUAAUUUUAUCUGGAGAGCUACAAUGGACAGGAAGAUGUUUCAGUGAUGGCUAGAAAAAACGGGAAAAGGAAUGAGACAAGAACUUACCCUCUACAUAUAUGGCACUUGUCUGUGUCAUCUAACUGCCAUGCAUACCACAAAUGUGAUGGCUGUAAUAUUGGUUUCCUUAAAUGCCUUUGAUUUAUCAAUGUACAAACAUCUGUGAGGCAAAACCCAAAGACUGGGAUGGCAGAUGGCAAUUUGGUAUUUAACAAGUCUGCUAGCCUAGUUGCACCUUGCAUCAGACUUCUCAGUGUCCAGGGAGAGCCUACCUCAGAGCUAGAGGAAGAGGCCUUUUAAGAAGCUGAAACUUAAAGCUGAAACUCUUGAAGAUUUUUCUAGCCGGGAGGUGGUAUUUUUUUAUUAUUAUUUUUUUUUUACAUUUAGGGUUGGUAUGACUKGUUGAGAUCAAAGGAAGUGUUUUGUGAGCUCUCGUAGAUGUGGGCCAUUCAGAGGCUGGGGAAACUGCUCUGAACUUUGGUAGAAAGCACAGAAAAUAGUGAUAUAAAAGAAGGGGAAAGAUGGUAUAUAGCUGAAAUAUAUGGGGCUCAACUACUGUCUCCUAGAGACCUCAACUAGAAAGGAGUUGCAAUCAGAUAUGUAUAGUUUCUGUCUUUUCUUCCUGUCUUGACUGUAAUGGUACUUGAUUUUUUUAAAUUGGCCAAGUACUGAUAUGUGCGGAAAGUUGUUUUAACUGUAAAUUAUCAAAUAUGUUGGUUUUAUCCAGAACAAGUUACUUCUGUAUUAUUAGACUGACACUGGAUGUUUCUGUAUUUUUGUCAAAUACACUUUUGAGCUCACCUUCA